CCGGGGAUUGGUGAAACAGUGCUGCUGAAACCGUAGGUUAGCUUUGCUUUGUCUCCCAAAUCCCAGCAAUGGCUACUCUGAGUUUGACUACGAGCAUGAUCCCGAGAAAGAGCAGAACCGCCAUAAUGCCAAGAGCUGCGCUCAAUCAAGAAUACAAAAUGCGGGUUCCAUAUGAACUGAAACAAGGGCAGUCACGUCGUUUCCACAAGCUUCCCUCUGGGUUGAACAUGGAGGUUAUCUUCCAAGAGGGCCUAAAGCACAAAAGCUCAGACGAGAGGCAAGAGGAAUCUCAAAUCCCACCAUUAGUGUUCGUUCAUGGGAGCUUUCAUGCAGCUUGGUGCUGGGCUGAGCAUUGGCUGCCGUAUUUUUCCCAAAAUGGAUAUGAUUGCUAUGCUCUCAGCUUAUUGGGUCAGGGAGAAAGCGAUGAUCCUGCUGGUCCUGUUGCUGGUACUCUCCAGACACAUGCAGGUAAUGUUGCUGACUUCAUCCAGAAAGAACUCAAACUGCGCCCUGUCUUAAUAGGACAUUCAUUUGGGGGACUGAUCGUGCAAUAUUACGUUGCUAAUAUGAGAUCCAACAAAAUUCAAGAGAGUGGAAGGUUGCACUCCUAUCUUGCUGGUGCAGCGCUGGUUUGCUCCGUACCUCCUUCUGGUAAUAGCCAAGCAGUAUGGCGAUAUCUCUUCUCCAAACCUAUUGCUGCAUUUAAGGUAACUCUCAGCUUGGCAGCCAAAGCUUUUCAAACUUCCCUGCCUCUUUGUAAGGAAACGUUUUUCUCUGUUUCCUUGGAGGAUCAGCUGGUUUUACGUUACCAAAAGUUGAUGACAGAAAGUUCGAGGAUGCCGUUGUUUGACCUAAGAAAGCUAAAUGCCUCACUUCCUGUUCCUUCGGUGAACAAUUCUUGUGCAAAAAUUUUGGUGCUGGGCGCAAAUGAUGACUUCAUAGUGGAUAUGGAGGGACUGAAUGAAACAGGCCGGUUUUGUGGUGCGUCACCUAUCUGCCUCGAAGGAGUAGCCCAUGACAUGAUGUUGGAUUGCUCGUGGGAGAAAGGUGCUGAAGCACUCCUGCUGUGGCUCAGUGGAUCUGAUAAAGAGGUGGCUAAUACAGAAAAAAGCCUGCCUAUUGCUGUGUAAAUUUGCUUGGACGUGUAUGUGCCUGGGCGGAGAUAAAAGGAAAUUCAUGCGGACACAUGACUAGGCUUCUCUUCUUCAUA
Molecule: messenger RNA, 1210 nt
Organism: Coffea arabica (coffee)
Lineage: Eukaryota; Viridiplantae; Streptophyta; Magnoliopsida; Gentianales; Rubiaceae
Biological process (GO): phosphatidic acid biosynthetic process; lipid homeostasis
Molecular function (GO): lysophosphatidic acid acyltransferase activity; carboxylic ester hydrolase activity
Source: RefSeq, a predicted model, not a curated record